GUCCCUUUAGGAUCUCUUUCUAUUCAAUUUCAUAUUUUUUUGCAUACUGGAAUUACCCUUUUGUCCCUGCACCUCCACUAACUCCUCCUUUAUAGUUUAUAUAGCAACAUUACCGAGAGGGUCCCAAAAGCCAUAAAAACACCAAGAAGCCUUCAAUGGCGUCAAUGGCUUCUCUUUUCACCAAAAUCUCAUUCCCUUCUCAUUCUCUGUCCAAAACCUUCGAUACCCAUUUUUCCCCAUCCUUCAAAGUCAACAUAUCUCUUGGCGCCAAGGCGAGGACCCACCUGGGUCUUCGAGUUUCGAGCGGUUUGAUCGAACCGGAUGGUGGGAAGCUUGUGGAGCUUGUGGUGGAGGAUUCGCGGAGAGAUUUGAAGAAGGGUGAAGCUUUUUCGCUUCCAAGGAUCAAACUCUCUCGGAUUGACGUGGAGUGGGUUCAUGUGCUCAGCGAAGGCUGGGCUACCCCACUCCGUGGGUUCAUGAGAGAAACUGAGUUCCUCCAAACGCUUCAUUUCAACUCGCUCCGACUCGAUGAUGGGUCGGUGGUGAACAUGUCCGUUCCAAUCGUUCUGGCCAUUGAUGAUGACCAGAAGCAUCGGAUCGGGGAUUCCAAAAAGGUUGCUCUUUUCGAUUCUCAGGGAAACCCUGUCGCUAUUCUGAACGAUAUUGAAAUUUAUAAGCACCCUAAAGAAGAAAGGAUAGCCCGAACUUGGGGAACCACUGCUUCUGGUCUACCUUAUGUUGAAGAAACUAUAACUAAUGCUGGAAAUUGGCUGAUUGGGGGUGAUCUGGAAGUUAUAGAACCCGUCAAGUAUCAUGAUGGGCUUGAUCAUUUUCGGCUGUCCCCCUCAGAACUCCGUGAGGAGUUCACAAGGCGCAAUGCAGAUGCUGUGUUUGCAUUCCAGCUCCGGAAUCCUGUCCACAAUGGCCAUGCUUUGCUAAUGACUGAUACCCGUAAGCGGCUUCUUGAUAUGGGUUAUAAGAAUCCUGUCCUACUGCUUCAUCCACUGGGAGGUUAUACCAAAGCUGAUGAUGUCCCACUUGCUUGGCGAAUGAAACAACAUGAGAAGGUACUAGAGGAUGGUGUUCUUGAUCCAGAGACAACUGUGGUAUCCAUAUUCCCUUCUCCCAUGCACUAUGCUGGACCGACUGAGGUGCAGUGGCAUGCAAAGGCUAGGAUUAAUGCCGGGGCUAACUUCUACAUCGUUGGUCGUGACCCUGCAGGCAUGAGCCAUCCAGUUGAGAAAAGAGAUCUAUAUGAUGCUGACCAUGGGAAGAAAGUAUUGAGCAUGGCACCUGGACUAGAGCGUCUAAACAUUCUUCCUUUCAGGGUUGCUGCGUAUGACAAGACUCAGGGUAAAAUGGCAUUCUUUGACCCUUCAAGGCCUCAGGACUUCCUCUUCAUAUCAGGCACAAAGAUGCGUACACUUGCAAGGAACAAGGAAAGUCCUCCUGAUGGAUUUAUGUGCCCAGGUGGGUGGAAGGUGCUGGUUGACUAUUAUGAUAGCUUGGUACCCUCAAGCAACGGUAAAGUGCCGGAAGCUGUUGCGGCUUAGUGUUAUAUUUUAAUGUAUAUUUGAUUGGGAGAAACCUUAAGCUGAUGUAUUCUCCUGCUAAGACCCAGAUUGCACAAAGAUCCAAUCACUGAUAAUAAUGAAAACUUAGGGAGGUACUGGCACUGAAACACUUGGCCUCUCUCUGUAAGUAUGGCAUUUGGUGUUGCCUCUUGCACUCACAGUGCAAUUGUGCAUCCCACCUCUUUGUAAUAUAUUGUGGUUGUGCUAAAGAUUUGGUUUGAGAGCUUACAUUCACUGCUCUUUAUAUGAUUAUUGCUCCUUGCAUGAAGUCCUAUUAA
Messenger RNA from Gastrolobium bilobum, 1852 nucleotides. RefSeq names its product ATP sulfurylase 1, chloroplastic. Lineage: Eukaryota; Viridiplantae; Streptophyta; Magnoliopsida; Fabales; Fabaceae. The transcript has 5 exons. Gene Ontology annotation, biological process: sulfate assimilation. The record is from RefSeq and is a predicted model, not a curated record. Gene Ontology annotation, molecular function: adenylylsulfate kinase activity; sulfate adenylyltransferase (ATP) activity. Bases 156 to 1553 code for a protein of 465 amino acids.